CCGAGCGACAAAUAAUAUCUUUUAUGUUGCGAUUUAACUACCUAUUGUCCAUUACUUCGUACUAAGAAAGAGAGCCCUUCGGAUGACUGUCGCUGUCAAUUUCGUCCUAUCCUGUUGACCUUCCGCCGCGCUCCGACGCUGGCUCGUCCCGACCGAACUUGCGCUAUUCCUUUAAUUCGUCCCUUAUUAUAUUUACAAUGGCGAGUUUCCUAAACAAAUGGAAAUCCAGUAACUCCGCGACGUCUAGUUCGACAGGCAAAGAUGCGCAAAAGAAGAAGGAAGAAGCUACUCCGGAGUUAACUCCAUUGGAGAAGAUGCUUCAGAACACUGGCGCACUACGGCAAGAUGGAAGCGACAAGUUCUUUGGAAUGGAGAAUUUUGGCAACACUUGCUACUGCAACUCGAUCGUUCAAGCCUUGUAUUAUACCGUACCGUUUCGAGAACAGGUCUUAAAUUUUCCACCACUGUCGCCGUCGAGUACCCCCAAUGGCAACCGUCCCAGAGUCAAUGUUCAAAUAAGAGCGCCGGUUACGAAUGGAAGCGCACACGGGGGCGCAAACGGGCAUAAAAAAGGUCUUACUUCAGCAGAGGUUAUGGAGAGAAGAAAACAGAUUAAUUCAGGCCAGCCCCAGCCAAUCCGACCCGAAGAUAAACCAGAUACCCCCGAGUAUAAGAAGAAGCAAGCCAUGCUCAAAGGACCCAUAUUAGAGCUGGCACAAGAAAGUAACGAAACUUUUGGCAUGGAUGAAUGUACAUUCACUGGGCUAAGAGAUAUUUUUAUGACGCUGGUUGAUAGUACCGUCCGUACAGGGGUCCUCAGUCCGCAGCGAUUCCUCGAGAUUUUCAAGCGCGACAAUGAAAUGUUCCGAAAUUCGAUGCACCAGGACGCCCAUGAGUUUUACGGACUCGUUUUGAACGAUAUCAUAUCAAAUGUCGAGAACACAGCCAAACGAUUGUUGAACGAGCAAGCGCUUCUUGGUAAGGACGGCGUCGAAGAAUCGCUGAAAGCUGCCUUAGGGGCAGUCGCUAAGACUACCUCAAACGGUACGAAUUCUCCAGGAACAGGAUGGGUGCAUGAUAUUUUUGAAGGAGUAUUAACAUCAGAGACGAAAUGCCUCACAUGUGAGACCGCAUCUCAGCGCGACGAAACGUUUCUCGAUUUGUCAAUCGACUUGGAGGAACACACUUCGGUGACCUCUUGCUUACAAAAAUUCUCAGCUGAGGAGAUGCUUUGUGAGAGGAAUAAGUUUCACUGCGAUCACUGUGGAGGCUUACAAGAAGCUGAAAAGCGCAUGAAAAUCAAACGAUUACCCAAGGUGCUAGCAUUACACCUAAAAAGGUUUAAGUAUACUGAGGACUAUAGCCGGUUACAGAAACUAUUCCAUCGCGUGGUUUACCCAUACCAGCUACGAAUGUUUAAUACGACCGAGGAUGCUGAAGAUCCAGACCGGUUAUACGAGCUAUACGCCGUCGUUAUCCAUAUUGGCGGUAACGCGUACCAUGGACAUUAUGUUUCGGUCAUCAAAACGGAGGACCGAGGUUGGCUCUUGUUUGACGAUGAAAUGGUCGAACCGGUUGACAAGCACUACGUUAGGAAUUUCUUUGGCGAUAAGCCGGGUAUGGCUUGCGCAUACGUGCUUUUCUACCAAGAAACAACUUUCGAAAAAGUGCGGGCUGAGCAGGAAGCCGAAGGACUUGAAGAAGUUAGGAUAGCUAGCGAGAAAGCCGGUGUUGCUCAGGAGGAUGGCCAACCUAAUGGACACGUCCCUGGGUUGUCGAGGCAGUUAACACAACCAAACCGAGCACAUGAAGAACCUGAAGGGUUGAUACUGGAUCAUGCUGCCACUGCACCCGACAUAGUCAUCAAUUCAACAAUCCCUUCGCCGGCGUUGCCCCCUCAAGUUGAUGGCGCAGCACCACCUCUUCCUCCGCUUCCAGCGAGGGUAAAUACAGUUAAGAGAGAUUCAAAAUCCAAGGAGGAAAAGAGCCGGGAGAAGAAAGAAGCUAAGGCACAGGAAAAAGCAAAGAAGGUAGCAGAGAAGGAAGAUCUUAAAGCUAAGGAGAAGCUGCGGAAACAAUCCUCGGUACGGUUGCGCGAAGCUCGUAAGGCCGAAGAAGAUGAUUUGAAGAAAGCUCUUGAAGUAAGCAAAAAGAUAGCCGAAGAAGAGGAAGUCAACCGUAAUGAGCAAGACGAUAGUGUCCCAUCACUACCAAAGCCGAACAGGGGUAGCAAAUCUAUGUCGAGGAAAAGCUUCGGGUUCCUCAGCAAAGAUAGAGCGAAGCGGGAUAGCUUAGAUGUCUCCGAAAAUGGGCAUAAUGGAGAGAGCGCGGCGCACGCCCACGACAAACCGGAGCCACAUAUCAAGCUUAAGAAGAGCUUCAGUUUUAGCCUUGGUCGGAAGAAAAGCCAUAGUAACCUCUCGUAAGGAUACUCAUUAGCAGGAGUUAAGGGAUUCACAUUCAACGGGAUAUUUACCCAUGUCUAAGUAAAAUGACACCAGGGGUACGGCAUAUAUGGAGUUUCAGGAGCAUAAAAAACAGAAAUUCACCGAUUUCGAGCAUUUACGGAGGAUAUGCGCUAUAACUGAAAUUCGGUUUGGAUACUCUGUAGGGCGAGACAGCCUUUAUAGUAACCAUACCCAACUCUUUUUACCCCGAGAGUUGGGCUCACUCAUAGUACUAUGGGUAUCUGUGUGAUAAGGCCAGGCGUAGGAGCACAGGCCCUCGUCUGAUAGCAGAGGAAUCAGAAAAAAGACUCGAUAGUUACAAAAGCCAUCGGCUUGGUCCAAAUCCUAAUGCGAUAUCAUCGAUAUAGUAUGUGGUGUCAUUAUGUAUGAUUUGACUCCUAUACGUAACAGGACUUUGUGCCUUCCCGAUCUUUUAUUGACCAUGUCCUGCCAAACCGAAGUGUACAUGUACCUAAACGCCUAUGUCAAGUCGAAUGCGCCCUUAUAUUCUCAUCGUGUUUCGUGAUGUUUUGUUCUCCUCUUAGCCUAGGACCAGCUCGUAGAUUAUUAUUAAUGUAUUAAUCGCUAUUAGUGGAA
Annulohypoxylon maeteangense is the source of this 3044-nucleotide messenger RNA. Its product is annotated as cysteine proteinase. Bases 198 to 2426 code for a protein of 742 amino acids. The transcript has 4 exons. The record is from RefSeq and is a predicted model, not a curated record. Lineage: Eukaryota; Fungi; Ascomycota; Sordariomycetes; Xylariales; Hypoxylaceae. Gene Ontology annotation, molecular function: cysteine-type endopeptidase activity; cysteine-type deubiquitinase activity. Gene Ontology annotation, biological process: protein deubiquitination. Gene Ontology annotation, cellular component: nucleus; cytosol.